CUGCACUAGCUGCUUGGGACUGGUGCUCUGCACACCAUAGUGUGCUCAGGGCAGAUCACACAGGGCAGGGCUGUGAUCACUGCAGAGAGAGGCUGACAGACGUCCCCCUGACCUGGAGCAGGGAGUGCAGCGUUUGGAGGGUGCUGUUUGAAGAUUUUUUGGAUCUUGGCCUGAGCUGUCAAAACCACGCCUAUGGAGAUCCACAAUUGGUCCAAAAAGCGUAAAAUCAGCAAUCAAGGGGGCUUGGCUCAUUAGCAAGGGGAUCAGUGCAGGAAGGACAUGUGAGAUAGUCACAGUUUUACAGAGAUCACGACAAGAUCUAACCAUUCCCACUCAGAUCCUACACCAUGACCGGCCGGGCUCACACUUACUGUGCAUGAGUUGUGUCUCUCCUUCCCCAUCCAGCAGGAACAGAGGGGGACAGCGUACAGCACCGCAGCACAGCCUAGAGCAGCACAGGCCAGCUCCCGGGGAGAGACUGACAAAGUGAAAGAAGUGAGCGCAGAGUGAGUGGGGACUCUGGCACCAGGACUGUUACAUCUUACACUGAGACCUCUGCACUGGGAGGCUCCUGACUGACUCUGCUGCUGCCGCCGCCUCGGAAGCCCCUCUUUCCCUCCUGGAUAUUUGGAUGCACCGAUGAGAGAUCCAGCUUUCACAGGGACUGCCAUGGCUUACCACCCUUUCCACGCUCACAGACCAGCUGAUUUCCCCAUGUCUGCUUUCCUAGCAGCCACCCAGCCCUCAUUCUUCCCGGCUCUGGCGCUGCCCCCCUCCGCUCUGGGGAAGCCCCUCACGGACCCCAGCCUGGCCGGAGCCGCUGAAGCCGGCCUGCACGUCUCGGCCCUCGGUCAUCACCACCAAGCGGCCCAUCUGCGCUCACUAAAGAGCCUGGAGCCAGAGGAGGAGGUGGAGGACGACCCCAAAGUCACCCUGGAAGCCAAAGAACUGUGGGACCAGUUCCACAAACUGGGCACUGAGAUGGUGAUCACCAAGUCUGGAAGGAGAAUGUUCCCCCCCUUUAAAGUGAGAGUGAGUGGCUUGGAUAAAAAGGCCAAGUACAUACUGUUAAUGGAUAUAGUGGCAGCCGAUGACUGUCGGUAUAAAUUCCAUAACUCCCGCUGGAUGGUGGCUGGCAAGGCUGACCCCGAGAUGCCCAAGCGCAUGUACAUCCACCCGGAUAGCCCGGCCACCGGGGAGCAGUGGAUGGCCAAGCCUGUUGCUUUCCACAAACUCAAACUCACCAACAAUAUCUCAGACAAGCAUGGCUUUACUAUCUUGAACUCCAUGCAUAAAUAUCAACCCAGGUUUCAUAUUGUGAGAGCCAAUGAUAUUCUGAAACUACCUUAUAGCACUUUCAGGACGUAUGUGUUCCCAGAGACUGACUUUAUAGCAGUGACUGCUUAUCAGAACGAUAAGAUUACACAACUUAAAAUUGAUAACAAUCCGUUUGCUAAAGGAUUUAGAGAUACGGGUAAUGGAAGACGAGAAAAAAGGAAACAGCUGACUCUCCCGUCCCUACGGAUGUAUGAAGAGCAGUGCAAGCCAGACAGAGAUGGGGCAGAUUCGGACGCCUCCUCCUGCGAUCCUGCCACAGGCAGAGACAGUAUGCACUCCCCCCUGGGUACUGAGCCCAGUCCAUUGAGACUCAGCCGCAGUAAUAGAGAUGAGAAGUAUGCAGCAGACAGCGAUCAGGAGUUGGAGAGACGGGAUGUGAGGACUAUCAGGGGUCACAGCAGUCCCGGGGGGACAAUCUCCACUCCCAGCAGCCCCAGGCUGGAGGAGAGGAGCAAGGAGAAGGCCACUCCAGACAAGAAGACAGAGUCACCCGAAGGCCGCAAGGACACUGACAGCAUAUUCAGUGCCCGGAGCUUGGAGAAGGACAAGCUGGAGAGCAGGAGGAAGGAGGAGGCCAAAAAUGAUCAAGAAUGUGGAGGUUUGAGUAAAGAGACCUUUUCCCCACUAAUGGUACAGACUGACAGCCCACCGCACUUGAGUGCAAGCCACCUGCAGAGCUUAGCGCUGUCUGGCUUCCACGGACAGCAGUUUUUUAACCCCUUGAAUGCUGGACAACCCUUGUUCAUCCACCCAGGACAAUUUGCAAUGGCACCUGGAGCUUUCUCGGCCAUGGGCAUGGGACAUUUAUUAGCCUCUAUGACAGGAGCAAGUGGCCUGGAGAACGGUCUCUCAGUGCAAGGAGCAGGAGGGGCAGCUACACCUUUCCCAUUCCACCUUACCCAGCACAUGCUGGCCUCUCAGGGAAUCCCAAUGCCCACGUUUGGAGGGCUGUUCCCGUACCCUUACACGUACAUGGCAGCUGCUGCAGCGGCGGCAUCCGCUAUGCCAGCCACAAGUGCUGCCACCACAAUGUCAAGGAACCCUUUCCUCAGCAGCUCUCGGCCUCGUCUACGCUUUAACCCUUACCAGAUGCCUGUGGGCAUCCCCCCCAGCACUAAUCUCCUGACCACCGGAUUGCCAGCAGGCCUGAACCCGGGAUCUGAGAGCUCCAAACCUGGCAGCAGUCGAGAAUCCAGUCCCAUCCCAGACACUCCUGUCCACAAGAGGUCCCACUCCAAUUCCCUUUCCCCAAAGACCUCCAUGAAGGAUUCCAUAAACGAGCUGCAGAACAUCCAGAGACUGGUCAGUGGCCUGGAGAGCCAGCGAGAGGUCUCCUCAGGCCGGCAGACACCAAAGUGACUGGCAGCUUAUGCCAAUCACAUGAGCCACAAGGGCUGAAAAGCACUGGGAUUUUGUACAGCACAUUAUAACUAUUUAUUAAAAAGGGUCAGCGAACAAAAAACGAGUACUUAUUUAACACACUGGGAAACCCCACCAGUUAUGAUGGUUUGAGAAGAAUUCAAAUAUGAUAUGUAUAAAUAUAUAUAUGUAUAUUAUAUAUAUUCAUGCAAUACAGAGGAUACACCUUCAAGCGUGCACCUAUGGGGACAUCAAGAACUCAUAUAAUAAUAGCGCCAUUGUGGAGAAACUCCCCUUUAAUAUACAAUUCUUGGAACGGCCCAAGAAUGCAGAGACUCAAUGAAAUUGAUGAUGGACAAGGGGGAGCAAGGAAUUCCUUAGAUUUCUCUAUGAAUGAGGGUGGGGGGGCUGGGAGGUCUUUGUUUGGAAAUGACUAUUGGAAGCAUUAGUCAAAUAUUAAGUAUGUCUACUUUGAUUAUCAAGACAGCAUAACUGAAAAAACAAAUUCAACACAAAUACAAUAAAAAGAAGCAAUGACAAAACAAAUUCUAACAUAACUUAAGAUGCCACCCUCAGUUGAACUCAGAUAGGUAGACUGCAUUCUUCACCAAAUCACCGGUCUGGGACAAUACUGGGUGUGUAUCUAACCUGUGUGCCAGAGAUAUUUAUGAAAAAUAGUAAUUUGUGUAAAUAAGCUAUACGAAUCCCAAAAUAUGCAAAUUGGUAUUAAUUUAUUCAGAGUUGUACAUGGUGUGUACAUAAUAUUUAGAAAAUAAUUCAUUGCAUUUAAUUUUUUUCAAUUUACAUUAUAUAUAUUGUAAAUGAAAACUUAUCUAGCUCUUUGUGAUUGAAGGAAAUAUAAUAUGGUUUUUUUUACUGUGUUUUAUUAUUUUCCCGCCUGCUGUUAAGGACAAUCAUGUGCCAUCCUUGCAUUGAGUAAGAGCUUGGUUUAGAAAGUUUUAAUGGUAAAAACUAAAUUAAUGACCUAAUAUACAGAGCGGGGUAUAAAAUGCAGGAAUAAACCUCAGGUUUUUGUUCUCACUCCAGUUCAAUAAAAAAUAAUUAUCAUAAACUGUGCUAUAUUUGUUUAAAAAUACAUGAUUUGAAACGUGCUGGUUACUCGGGUAUCUAUCUGUUCAAUUUUUUUUUGUUUUGUUUUAAAAAAAUUCCUCACAUCUUUCAAUAAAAAACGUUAAAAUAAAAA
Molecule: messenger RNA, 3901 nt
Organism: Pseudophryne corroboree (corroboree frog)
Lineage: Eukaryota; Metazoa; Chordata; Amphibia; Anura; Myobatrachidae
Gene: TBX2
Product: T-box transcription factor 2
Exons: 8
Coding region: 640-2697 (685 amino acids)
Biological process (GO): regulation of transcription by RNA polymerase II; positive regulation of DNA-templated transcription; cell fate specification
Cellular component (GO): nucleus
Molecular function (GO): DNA-binding transcription factor activity, RNA polymerase II-specific; RNA polymerase II cis-regulatory region sequence-specific DNA binding
Source: RefSeq, a predicted model, not a curated record